Molecule: messenger RNA, 222 nt
Organism: Penicillium lagena
Lineage: Eukaryota; Fungi; Ascomycota; Eurotiomycetes; Eurotiales; Aspergillaceae
Exons: 1
Coding region: 1-222 (73 amino acids)
Source: RefSeq, a predicted model, not a curated record
AUGGCCGAGACUUUUAAGGUUCUGCAGAAAGCGGGAGUACCGGUACCUGCGGUUCGCCUGGGCAACGCAGCUAUUACUAGGUACCGGUACUUGGCCGAUCAAGCUCGAUCUGGCGCGCGCUACAUCAUCGAGCGGCGGUCAUCGAGUGGCGGGUUUGAUUCGGAGUUGAGAGUUUAUUUUUUAGAAAUUCACUCUCGUCGUCGGGCAACCAGCGGUAGCUAA